Zea mays is the source of this 975-nucleotide messenger RNA. RefSeq lists its product as uncharacterized. Bases 116 to 733 code for a protein of 205 amino acids. The transcript has a single exon. NCBI's taxonomy places the organism in Eukaryota, Viridiplantae, Streptophyta, Magnoliopsida, Poales, Poaceae. The record is from RefSeq and is a predicted model, not a curated record.
GUACACCUCCACCUCCGUCCCCGUCUCUGUCUCUCCACCGUACCGGCGCGCGCCAGCAGUGCCACCACCUGAUCCGCCCGGCCAGCUAGCUAGCUCCACCACCACUACUCUCCACAUGGAGGCGCUGCUCCCGAGGUCCGGCGGCGUCAUCUCGCCAAAGAUCAGCACGAUCCUGCAGUCGCACGUGUACCCGCGGUUCGGCCGCGUGCUGCGCGCGCUCGCCCGGGUCAAGUCGGCGCUCCUCGACGCCCUCGGCAAGACCAAGUGGGGCGCGCGGCGGCGGAAGCAGCACGCGCCCUCCAUCGCCCGCGGCCGCCGCUCGAAGAAGAGGAAGAGCAGCAAGGGCGAAUUUUCGAAGAAGCCGCCGCACCUCACCUGGUCCGGCGGCCUGUCGCCGCUUCGAGGCGCGGCCGUGGAUGCGCUGGACGUGGACUACCACGUGUACCCGUCCUGUGACUAUGAGUCGGUGUGGAACGCGGUCGUCGUGCCCGCGGCGACCGGUGAGUACUGUGGGUACCUGCGCUGGCUCGAGGAGGAGAUGCCGGACGAGGUGGGGGUCGUGGAGGAGGAGGAGGAGGAGGAGGUGGAGGAAGACGACGGCGUCGCCUCUGGCGGCGGGAACGAGAUCGACCGGCUAGCGGAGCAGUUCAUCGCGAGGUGUCGUGCCAACUUCUUGCUGGAGAAGCAGGAGUCGUACGACCGGCGUCAGGAGAUGAUCGCCAGGAGCCUCUGAAUCCGCCAUCGUCUUCGUCGUCAGGGUUGUUAAUCGUAAUCGAUGCUUUUUUUUUUCCUUCUAGCUCUUCUUCCCCUACAUAGCACUCUGGAGUUGGCGAUGUCGAGAUUGAUCGAUGAAUGAUGAUUAUAUAGCAUGCAGUAUACGUGAAUUCAUUGUGCAGCCGCUGUGGCUUUCUUGCUGCACCCUGACAACACUGAAGAAUGCUAGCUUCUUCGAUCAGUUCAACAGGAUUUGUUGGA